AUGGCAUCCACACUUCGUCUCGGCUCCUCUGCCCUGAGGGUUUCUCGUAAUGUACCAACAUUCACUAUGAGAACCGCAGCCUUCAAUGGCAUGCGCUCAUACUCAUCGUCCAAAACCCAGACUUUGAAGGAGAGAUUCGCCGAGCAGUUACCUGAGAAGAUUGAAGAGAUUAAGACGCUCCGAAAGAACCACGGAAGCAAGGUUAUUGGCGAGGUCACCCUCGACCAGGUCUAUGGUGGCGCUCGUGGCAUCAAGUCAUUGGUAUGGGAAGGUUCAGUUCUCGACGCCGAGGAGGGUAUCCGAUUCAGAGGAAAGACAAUCCCAGAAUGUCAAGAGAUCCUCCCAAAAGCUCCUGGUGGAAAGGAGCCCCUCCCAGAAGGUCUCUUCUGGCUUCUCUUGACCGGUGAGGUCCCAAGUGAACAACAAGUCCGCGAUCUGUCCGCUGAGUGGGCCGCACGUUCCGAUGUUCCAAAAUUCGUCGAGGAACUUAUCGACCGAUGCCCCAGCGACCUCCACCCAAUGGCACAGUUGUCCAUUGCAGUCAAUGCUUUGGAGCAUGAGUCUGCCUUUGCGAAGGCAUAUGCUAAGGGAAUGAAGAAGAGCGAAUACUGGCAACACACUUUCGAGGACUCGAUGGACUUGAUUGCCAAGCUUCCAACUAUUGCGGCCCGAAUUUACCAGAACGUCUUCAAGGGAGGCAAGGUCGCCCCAGUUCAAAAGGACAAGGAUUACUCCUUCAACUUUGCUAACCAGCUUGGUUUCGGCGAAAACAAGGACUUCAUCGAGUUGAUGAGACUUUACCUCACUAUCCACACCGAUCACGAGGGUGGAAAUGUUAGCGCCCACACCACCCACUUGGUUGGAUCUGCUCUUAGCUCCCCAUACUUGUCUCUCGCCGCUGGAUUGAACGGUCUUGCAGGCCCACUUCACGGUCUCGCCAACCAGGAGGUUCUUAACUGGCUUACCAAGAUGAAGGCCGCAAUCGGUGAUGAUCUUAGCGACGAGGCAAUCAAGAACUACCUGUGGACGACAUUGAAAGCUGGACAAGUUGUUCCAGGUUACGGACACGCCGUACUCCGAAAGACUGAUCCUCGUUACAUGGCUCAGCGAACAUUUGCCGAGGCCCAUCUCCCAGAUGACCCAAUGUUCCAGUUGGUCAGCCAGGUGUACAAGAUUGCUCCAGGUGUCUUGACCGAGCACGGAAAGACAAAGAACCCAUACCCUAACGUUGAUGCACACAGCGGUGUUCUCCUCCAAUACUACGGCUUGACUGAGGCCAACUACUACACCGUCCUCUUCGGUGUUUCGAGAGCCAUUGGUGUGUUGCCACAACUUAUCAUUGACAGGGCCGUCGGUGCCCCAAUUGAGCGUCCUAAGUCUUUCUCUACUGAGAAGUGGGCGGAGAUUGUCUCAAAGUUGUAA
This is a messenger RNA of Glarea lozoyensis ATCC 20868, 1422 nucleotides long. Its product is annotated as Citrate synthase. Bases 1 to 1422 code for a protein of 473 amino acids. Gene Ontology annotation, biological process: tricarboxylic acid cycle; carbohydrate metabolic process; citrate metabolic process. NCBI's taxonomy places the organism in Eukaryota, Fungi, Ascomycota, Leotiomycetes, Helotiales, Helotiaceae. Gene Ontology annotation, cellular component: mitochondrial matrix. The record is from RefSeq and is a predicted model, not a curated record. The transcript is spliced from 6 exons.